Octopus bimaculoides (California two-spot octopus) is the source of this 9806-nucleotide messenger RNA. RefSeq names its product PDZ domain-containing protein 8. Lineage: Eukaryota; Metazoa; Mollusca; Cephalopoda; Octopoda; Octopodidae. The record is from RefSeq and is a predicted model, not a curated record. Gene Ontology annotation, cellular component: mitochondria-associated endoplasmic reticulum membrane contact site. Gene Ontology annotation, biological process: mitochondrial calcium ion homeostasis. Gene Ontology annotation, molecular function: lipid binding; protein binding.
AUGUGGUUUGGGAUUCAAUCUGUGAAACAACUUGGGCAAAAUGAUAUACUUCUAUCUUUGGGAUCAACAAAAAUUACGUCUGUGAAACAAGCUGUAAAAUUAACAAAAAAUGCUGGAGAACGACUUACACUACACCUGCGUAGACAGUAUCAUCGCACAACUCAGGCUAGUGAACCAAGAUUUGAAGAUGAAGCCUCAGAAAAAAGUGAAGAAUCCCUUGACUCUGAAUAUGCAUUAGCUGAUAACAAAGCCUGGGAAGAAAUCGAAUCCGAAAUGAAGUCUUCAGAUAGAAUUUCAAAGAAAGAUUCACAUGGUCUUCCUUGUCCUGAACUAACUCACCGUCGACUGUCUAAAAAUUCUUUGGAUAAAGUCGAGAUCCAGAUCCAGCCAGUUGAUAAAAAUGAACCUCGUCGUCUUGAAGUAAGGAAUUUUGAUACAAGUCGCUGUGAGAGUAAAUCUCCAAUGGUCUCCCCUAAAAGACAGCCACAAGUUAAGCCUUCACAACUUAGCACCCAAAUGGAACCCCCAAUUAUAUUGAGGAAAUCUAGUAAAGGCGAGGAAGAUCAGUUUGAUGUUGAAAGUCUCUUAGAGUUUGAAGAUGAAGAAGACUUGAGUGAAGUUAAUAGAACAAGGCUUGUAUCAGCUAGUCAAAAUCCUUGUUGGAAUGAAAUGUUUGAAUUUGAAGUGGAAGAAGAACACCGGUUUUUAAAUAUUUGUUUAUGGUGCAGGGAACCAGACAAAAUAGACAAACACGAUAAAGUGACCAAACGGAAAAAGAAUGUUCGAAUUGGACAUGUAAGUUUUCUUCUUAGUGAAAUUGCAUUGGAUUGCUUAACGACUGUUCAAGGAGAUACACAGAAGACGAAACCUCUGAUACCUGCUGAGCCUAAACCUGGAGCUAUUCGUACCCGAUGCUCGAUGCUUGCCUCACAUCCUGGUUUUGAACCUCAGCUGUGCCACGGGGACAUUACAGUGUCUUUCUGUUUCCAACCAACAGAGAAAUUCUCUGAACAUUAUCGUAAAAGACUGAGUAAAACUACACUUCAAACCACUGCGGAUGAACCGGUCAGCAAGGAGAUUAUUGAAAGGGUUGAGUGUCCUAAACCAAACAUUCCUAAUGCUAUUAGAAGCCCUCUCAAAACAAUAGAAAACCACAAAUUUGUUGUCAACUGUACACCAUACCAAUCUGCUUCCUACUGUUGUGUCUUCUGUGCAAGAAAGAUAUGGAUGGGAAGAGGGUUUAAAUGUAAUGUUUGUGGAAUGAUUGUACACAAGAAAUGUACAGACAAGUGCCAAGAGAAAACAUUGUGCACACGAGAGGGGCCAAGAAACAGAGCCAUUCCUGAUGAACCCUGGAAACCAAUGACAACACAACAAUCUGAGAAUCAGAAAAACAAAGUCCAAGAUGAAAAAGACAUUCCAUCAAGAACUGGUGGUUUACUGAGUAAAUUCCGAAAAGAUUCUGCACCAACUGGAAAGAAAAAUCUGGGCAGAAACAGCAGAACAAGUCCACCUCCUGAACAUAAGUGUCUGAUGGCACCAAACCACAGCCCCAAGAUGCGACGGAAAAAAUCCCUUCCUGAGACGCAGUCUUCUGUCGAUGCCGAUCCUAGUAAACUUCAUGCCACAGCAGCUGGUCUGCCACGAACACGUUCUUCAACAUCGUUGCAGGUGCUCCUCACCCAGAAUGCCUCCCCUACACUGCAACCCCAUGAAGUUAUUGUUAAGCAUGAAGAGAAGAGCGACAAUUCCGAUGACUCUGACUGUGGAGGAAAUCUUCCAAACAGCAAAGCCAAAGUUAUGAUGAACGUAUCAAACUUCGAUGAAGAAAUUGUUACUAAUGCCAAAGAAAAGGGGAAGGAACUCUUGUCUCACUUAAGCCUUGAAGAAAGGAAAGAAAAGCUUGAUACCAUGGUAAGCAUUGUCCAAGAACAAAUUGAUCAAGCAACAGAAUACAAGGGCCAGUUGACUAAGAAAGAGAAAAGCAUUAAUGAUCCUGCCAUGAAGAAAGUCUAUCAGGCAGAGAUCAGAAUGAUUGAUGAGCAAAAUGAGCGACUAAUGAUGCAGCUACUGCACUAUUGUGCAGGUUUGCAGCAUUGCCUUGAUCAACAAGAAGAAGAACGUCAGAAGGUUGAACAAGCUCAACCCACUCUUCCUGUUUCUGCUGGUCUUCAGUCAAAUUCCUCCAGUCCAUUACCGAUCCUUUCCAUUUCGGUUGUGCCUCCUGAUGUAACAGAUGGAAUGAUGGAAGCUAAUGAAGGUAGCAUCAAUGAUGGCACAAACAUUGAUAAUGGUAGUGAUGGUGAUGGCAAUGGAAACGGUAAUAGUGUUUUUGACAGCAGUAGACCAAGUAUGAGGGCCACUAAUGCAAUGAGAUCUAAUGGUGCAGUCACUGGAGGUGACACCUCAGAGGAACUAGAACACAAUAUUUCCAAAUACCCACAAAUGUCCGUUGUGAUAUCACCACCAAUGCUACCACCAUCACCACCGUCACCAACACCAUUGCACCACCAAGAAGAAGAAGAAGAAGAAGAAGACGAAGACGAAGAAGAAGAAGAGGAACAAAAUGAAGUGCCAGUUCAACAACAACAAUCUCCAUCACCUCCCACCGCCACAGUCACUCCUUACCAAGAUCAUCUCCUUCCAGCAGCAACUGCUGUACUACAGCCAGUGCAACAACCAUUGUUGUUGUCAUCAUCAUCUUCAUCAUCAACGUCUCCCGCAACUGCUGCAUGGUCAUCAUUGUCAUCAUCAUCAUCGUCAUCGUUACCAUCAUCAUCGUCGUCGUCGUCGUCGUCAACAACAGCCACACCUGCAGCAGCAACAACAGCAACGGCAACAACAAUAGCAGCUACUGCAGCAGCAACAACAACAACUUCAACUACAGCAGCAGCAACAACUAUUAUACCAACAAUGUCACCUGAAUCACAACCACCAACAACACCAGGAGUAGCUACGACAACAACAACAACAACAACAACAGCAGAAACAACAAUUAAUCAGCCACAAAUUGCUGACAAGCAACUAAAUUUACUUAGCAAGUCUGUAGAAUGCUCCGAUUCUUGACAACUGAACAUAUCCUGAUCUCCAAUUACCAUUGGUUACUGAUUACAUCAUGUGACUAUUUACUGUCACUGACAAUGUCCAAGGCCUAUUGGUCAUUAAGCUAAAUUUUAAAAUAUAUCUGUAUAUAUAUAUAUAUAUAUAUAUAUAUAUAUAUAUAUAUAUAUAUAUAUAUAUAUUUAUAUAUAUAUAUACACACCAAUUAUAACUGAAAUCAUUAACUGUUAACCCGAACAAGUAUGUGCUGCUGUAUAAGGCUAGUUGCACAAUUGUGUACAUACAUAAAGCAUGCAUGAACACACAUACAUGUAUGCAUAUCUGAAGAAGUGUGUGUUUGCUUUUGUGUGCUUGUGUGUUUGUAAGGCUGACUGAAUGAACAAGUGUAUCGUUGAUGUGUUGGAAUUUAUGUGUAUAUAUAUAUAUAUAUAUAUAUAUAUAUAUAUAUAUGCAUGUGUGUAUGUGUGUGUGCAUGUAUAAAUAUUUAUGUUAGUAUGUCUGAGCAAGUGUAUAUAUGCACACACACAUAGAUGCUCAUAUAAGCAUGUAUAUGAAUGCCUCUCUCUCUCUCUCUCUCUCUCUCUCUCUGUAAAUGUAUAUAUAUACAUGUAUAUAUAUAUAUAUAUAUAUAUAUGUAUAUAAAUAAUAUGUAAUGUGUUGUAUAUAUAUUUCAAAUGAUGAAAAAGUAUGACUUAGAUAAUUUCUUUCCAUUUAAUGCUUAGAUGCUUACAAACCGUAUCAUGAAUCUGUUUUUCUUUCAGUGAUCAGGGUGUUUUUUUUUGUUGUUUUAAUAUAAACAUGAAAAUUACAGCAAAGCUAUGUGAUAGUGGUGUCAGACGUGGCAUGAAGAGCUCAUAUGUUUGACAUUCACAUUGCGUUUUUAUUCUUCUCCUUUGUUUUAUUAUGACAUGCACAUUGCAUUUUUAAUCUUUUACCAUUUUACGAAUUCAGUGUGCACAUGCUCAUUGGAUGCUCAUACUUCUUUUUCAGUUCCUACUCAAAAACGGUUUACAAAUCACAACCAUAUCAUGAACUUGCAGUCAUGAGGAAUGCUUCAUGCUCCAAUGGUUGUGAAAAAAGCAGGUCUCUCAUUUGGAACUGAGUUUCUUAAUUAAAAAUAAUUUUCAAAUUGUUAUUUUAUCGGUAUCAGUUCUUUUUAAUAAAAUGUUAGCUUAUGUCCAGAUCUUUAGGUGUUAGAAACCUAAAUAUACAUACAUUCACUCACACGCACACACACACACAAUAACCUGACAGGUUACUACCCAGAAAUCCGGGUCUGUGUGUAUCACAUAAGGCUAGAGAUGGGAACGAUAUAUAUAUAUAUAUAUAUAUAUAUAUAUAUUACACCCAAUAAUUACUUCUCCUACAUUUCGCACUCCACAAACUUCGAAUAUACCCUUCAACACUCUGAAGAGAUCGGCCAAACUACUGGCUGCAUCGAAACGUACGUAAGUGACUAAGACAUAAUAUACAAAAUGACUCAUUACAUAACCUAAACCUCCACACUGACUCAUUUCACAAGUUCCACAUAAUAAAACAACGGCUAUCUAGUCCAACGAAAAUGCUUUUUCUUGUAUCUGUUGCUCCAUUCUCCAAGUAAAUACAUACAUAUAUAUAUAUAUAUAUAUAUAUAUAUAUAUAUAUAUAUAUAUAUAUAUAUAUAUAUAUAUAUCGAUGUUAGAUAAUCCACAAAUCCAAGAGUAUCCAAUAAUGAAUGGAAACUUAAGCAUGGCAUAAAAACAAAGCAGAUGAAUGGUUUAUGUAGUAUUGCUACAAUUGUUUCAUUAGAAGUCAUUAUUGUGACAUAAAUAUAAUACAAUUAGAUUGCAUAAUGUUAUAUAACUCCCAACUCAUCAGGCUACCAAAUAAACAAGUGAGCAUUGGCUUUUUGAUUAAUCAGCAGAUUAUCAACAAUUGAAAUUUCUAAUCAGGUAACCAACAUUUAAGAAAUUUAAGGUAGGUGUGUCUCCAGCUAGCCAAUCUUGAGAGGUGGAUAGUGGAAUAAGGUCAUAAAUAUAGGGUUAGUUAAAAGCAUUGAUAUCCUUACAAAGUGAUUAAGCCAAGUGACCUUGACUACAAAGGCCAGUAGCAGCAGACUUUACUUGAAUAGAGCAGAUAAUAGGUGCCAAGCAUGAUAUCUGAUCCUAUCAUAGCAUAAAGGCAGCUACAAGUGCUGCUCCAAAAACCUUUUACUAACCUGUAUUCAAAUUCAGCAUUAGUUUUUCAUUUGAUUAAUUAAUCUUGAUAAAAUGUUCUGAAAGAAAACUGCCAAAUUAACAGAAUUUUAGCAUAAUUUAAUGGAGAUCCUUUUAAUUAUAAUACAGGGAGAAAAUUUUGGCAAAACCACUAGUUAGCUAUAGUUUCUACAAAUCGUCCAAGAAGGAGAUUCCAUUGUGAUUGGUCUGUAUUUUUAUCUAUUUUGCAAUCCUAAUGGGCUCGUAUGUUUUAUCUAAUCAUGUCUUAGUUUCAUUGAGCCUCAGUUCCUAUAUAUACCUCUUUGCUUUUUCUGAUACUGAGUAUAUUGUUUCGGUACUUUCAUACUUGCAGAGGGCCAUACUCAUAUCUACUGGCUCUUGGAGGAUACUUGUCAUACACUGUCCAUAUACUUUCCAUGUAUUUUGCAGCUGUAAGACUCCAUUUGAUUUGGUUUGUACUGAGUACAUUUUGGUGGAGGGGGUGGGGCUUCAUACUUCAAGCAUCUAGUCAUUGGUGUUCUUUAGGUAGGCAUCUACACCUAUGGUUACUGUCUUUAGAGACAGUUGUGCCUGCAAUCAAUCGACAUCCUUCAUCCUUUCAUGAGAUGCAUAAUCUGUCUACAUUUGCCUUUGUGUGACUCAUGCAAUGCAUUGUGAGGAACUUGUGUAUUGUUGUUUCAAUUUUAUUGAUCUUACUGAAUGACCAUUUUAUGAUAUUAAAACUGUAAGUUACAACAGUUACAGCUAAGGUAUUGAUUGCAUCAAUCUUAUUCCUUGCUUGCUUAUGGGAUUGACAUAUCCACGGGUAGACAUCUUUUGUCACCAUGAUUUUUUUACCCCAAUGACUUGUCUAUUAGUCUGAAUAGCACAGUCAGUUUGGAUGCCAAAGUCACAAAGAAUGGUGGUAUUUUUAUUUUCCACUAUUUUGGUAAAGUUAUGUUCCCAUCAGUUCAUCUCAUACGGGAGUCCAGAUUUAUGGCAUAUGAGUCUGUGCAUACACUGGCUAAAUUUAUCUUAGUAAUUAAUUUAUUCAUGUGAGGCUAGCAUAGAUUAUCCAAAGAUGCACUACAAGAACAGCAGACAGGAUCAGCACCCAAGCUAUUAUAACAAAGUACUCUAUUUCUGAUUUAAGUCCAGAUGCAGCCAACCAUUGAUGGGUCAUAUUUUUACCUAUUGGUUUUUGAAGGGUAUUUGCCAAGUGACGCUUAACUUUUCUAGGUAUUUUCCAGCACUGACAUUGCAUUGGGAUUAGCUUAUAAUUUUUACCUGUUUUGCAGUCACAUCUGUUUCAUCAAAUUGUGACUCAGUUCCAUUGAUCCUCAAUUACUUUAUUUACUUAUUCACCUUUUCUGUUUUUGAGUACAUUUUUGGAAUCUUGAUACAUGUAGCAUGUAGCUAUUUAGAAAAGAAUGGAAGUUUCUAAGUCUUUUGGAUUUUUGUUCCAAAAGAUAGAAUAGUCACCUUGAUACCACCUUUAUUGCUAUUUAAAAAAAUUUUUUUAUGUAAAUGGAAGAUUGUUGAUUGACUGUUUCUGUUAGUUGAGAAGUGAAAUUUAUCCUCUAAAAAUCACCUCCUAAGUGCUGCACAUGUAGAGGCUACUUUUGUACUCAUUGCCAUUUUUUAAGUUUGUAUUGUCAAAGAAUAAAUGGUUAUUUUCAAGUAUUAAUUUCAUUAUUUCUAAAAUUAAGUCUUUUGAGAAUCUUCUCUGAAUAUAAUUUGGAUGUUUUGUCAACCAGAAGUUCAUGGCUUCAUUUCUAAGUCGUGUGGGAUAUUGAUGUAUGUAUCAGGUCAUUAAGAAUGAAAUGUCUGAUUUUGAACUGAAAGUUUUACUUAUCUCAAUAAAAAGGCAAUGAAGUUAAUCAAAGAAUGCACCUAAAUUAUCAACACAAUUUUGCCAUUUUAUCUGUAGCUUAUUUAUGCCAACAGUGAAGAAUUCUGGAGAGCAUGAGGUGAUGAAAUCACAAAAGGCUGUUUUUGCAUCUUCUUCAGAUUUGAAGUUUUUCCUGCAAAAAAGUUGUCUAAUGUCUGGAAAAUGUGAUAGUCAGUUGGUGCAAGGUCUGGUGAAUAUAGUGGAUGGCAGAGUACUUCCAAGUUCAGUUCCUGAAACUUGAGUAGCAUUCUUUGUGCAACAUGUUGUCGAGCAUUGUCUUGCAAGAGAAUUGGCCUGUCUCUAUUGACCAAUCUCAGUUAUUGAAUUGCAAGUUCACUCAUCAUUUCAUCCAGUCGGUUGAUGUAUACAUCUGCUCCAAUUGACUUACCAGGUCUCAUGAAGCUGUAGUGGAUGACACCAGCGCUGGACCACCAAACAGGCACCAUUAGCUUCUUCUGGUGAAUAUUCUUUUUUGGAUUGGGUUUUGGCACUUUGUCUCUAUCCAACCACCAAACAGAACACUUGCUAUUGUUAUAAAGAAUCCAUUUUCAUCACACGUAAUAAUACAAUGCAAAAAUGGUUUGCUUUUAUUCUGUGACAGCAAAGAACAGCAAGUUUCAAGAUGACGUGUCAUUUGAUGCUCAUUCAGUUCAUGUGGGACCCACUUGUCCAGUUUCUUUACCUGACUGAUUUGUUUCAAAUGGUCCAAUAAAGUUGGAAUCGAGACAUCAAACCUUGCUGCUUUCCAAGCUCAUCAUUGCCCACCUUGGUCUCAGGUCUACUACAAAGCUGAUUUUCAAGAGUAAAGUCACUAGACUGGAACUUCUCAAACCAUUGACAUACAGUGUGCUCAUUCACCACAUCUUUACCAAACACUUCAUAGAUAUUUCGAGCUGUCUGGGAUGCAUUAGUUCCAUGAAGGAACUCAUAUUCAUAAACAACACAAAUUUUUGAUCUGUCUCUGGGUUCACAAAAAUUGAUUUACAAAAGAAAACUCACAAUAUAAUCAAAUACCAUGAAUUGCAUUUCAAAAAAGGGAUGAUGUAACUCUUCAGUGUUGUAAAACAAAGAAGUGUCAGGAUAAAACAUUAGAGUUAAUGACUGUCAAACUUGGUGCAAAAGAAAAUUCGGCCAUUUCAUUCUUAAUGACCUGAUACUCGUUAUGUCAAAGCUGAGUAUUGUUUCCCGGUGUAUUCUUUCUGAUAUGUAAUUUAGAAAGUCCAUAUCAUUUCAAAUGAAACUCUGCACCAUUUUUCAUAAUGGUUUCAGUAUUAUAUUUAAUAGGCAUUGUGUGUUUGAUGUUAGGCUUGGAAAUGAUUGGAAUUUCAAGUUUCAGUUUUGGAAUUUCAACCUAUGUUCUAUGUUUGCCUUGAAUUUGUUUUGAUUUAUGAACUUUAGGUAAUCCAUAAAAAUUAUUGGUCUUUGAAGUUUGUUAAAUAAUUGAUUUUAUUCUGUUAGGCUCUUUGUUUUCAUCAUCAAGUUGUUACAAAACCAUGCCUCUAUAAUGGUUUUUAUUCAUAAUUAUAGUUGCUCCACUCCUGUCAGCUUUUAGAUAAUUAUUGAUGAGUCUUUUUAUAAAAUACUGAAUACCUGUAAUUAGUCUUUAGAUAUGUAUAUAUUAGAUUCACAUUUCCUCUCUCUACUGUCAGAUUGUGCUGAUCACCAUAGGUAGGUUAUGUAUUCUUUCAAGUAUUUAUCUCUAAGGAUGGUUUGAAUCCUAUUUUUGCUUUUGACUAGUGAUUCAUCCAUAUAUUCAGCAUCUUGGAAGAAUUCACUUAAUCAUAAUUUUUGGCAAAAUUCUUUUUUCUUUUGCAAGCUUGGUUUUGUUAGACUGAGUGGAUGUGAGUGUUAGACCAUUCUCUGAGAUUUUAAUUUCUUGUUGAGAUGAUAUUUUGUUGGAUAAAGUUAUUAUUUUGGGUUUACUUGUAUGUUUUUUAAUAUUUCUUUAGUGAUGGUGUAAUUUUUUUUCCUUUUUUUGGUGAAAGAUCUCUUGAUUCUUAUUUGUGUUAGGGGUGUUUUUUGUUGGAAUUUUGCAUUCUGUAUGUUAAUACUCCAGGUUGGUUAUCUCUGAGCAAGUAAACCCUUGUUUGUUGGUUAAGAGAUUGGUUCCUUAUUCUUUUGUUGUUCCUUGUAGUUUUGCUGGGUCUUUGAUUUGGCCUCUAAUGAUUUCUGUUACCUUUGUGUCUUGUCCUACUUCUUAUUACACCUGUGCAUAGUCAAACUUUUGAGUUUCUUUGAGGACUGAAGGACUUUUGUUUGUUGUGUGAAAAUCCUCCAUUUCUUAAUACCAAUAAAUACAAAAGAACAGUUCAAAAAUUGACUUUAAGAAAGAAUUGAGUCUCAAAUCAGAAACACCACUCUUCCUUUUUUUUGAAACCCACCUGAAUACUGGAAGUUAAACUAUCAUGAUAUCAUUUAACCUCUAAUCAUUAAACUGGGAAAAAUGACCAGGAACAUCAUUCUUCUUCGUUUUUCAAAUAUAUACUAUUUACCAAGGAUAUUUUUAUUUCUACCAUAUAUAUAUAUAUAUAUAUACAUAUAUAUAUAUGUUUUGUGUACAUUUACAUAUAUAUAUUACAUCAUAUGUAAACAAACAUCAGUUUGUUUUUGAAGCGUUGAAAUGUACUGUAGAACAAGCAGAAAGAUUUUUUUUUAAACAUAUUUUUUUAACGUUUUUUAAC